AUGAAAUGCCAUGCGAUUUAUGAAAGCAUCAAAUCAUACUCCAGUGACAUUCUGCAGCACAAAAGACGUCUAACGUAAGAACAAGUGAUCUUCUUGGAGUGCUCAGCCCGCCACAUACAUUCACAUUGCAGCGUCUUUAACUUUUCUUUUUCUGUCGACGCAAGAUUCCUGCGAUGUUUUAUUCCAGACUUUGAAGACGGGACAAGACACGAGACAAAAUCCCUGUCGGCAGGUAUGGCCAAUUUACUCCUAGGUGUCUAGUCUCGACGACGUUGCUCCAGCCCCGGAGAUGUGCAUGUACUGCCAUCAAGAACGCCCGAUUAUAAUGUCUAUGUAUGAUUCGUGCGACUCGAAGUUUCAUGGCUUGCACAGCCGCUCUGGUGGCUGUAGCCUCGCUGUCGUGAAGCACCUCAUGCGCCAACACAUACACGUCUCUCUUUUCGCGCCAUACUUCUCUAGACUUGUCAAACUUUUCCCUCGCGAUCGACGCCGUCAAUAAUGAUCAUUUCGAAGCAUUUCCUCGAGCGGAUUACGCUCUCGUUGCUCAUUGCCUCUGCAGCCACCAAUGUCCAAGCCUCAACGACAAUUUCUGCUACAGCCUCGUCUCCAUCAGCAACAUCGACAACUUCACCAGGCGACUCUGCAUGUGGGUCGGGUUAUCUAGGCAACGGUGUAUGUGGAUGGGUAUCUGGCGCCUCGACGAGAAAUACACAUACUAUCCUUUGGUCUUGUUUUGCGGUCAUUCUGCUUUGCACUUAUAAAGUCGUUCACAACAAUGUAUGCUCGGAGAAUGAGCACCUUGCAUCUUGGAGACAGUGGCCUUUCUACAGAAAAAGGCUCAGGGCAUUGGGAGUGAUGGUCCUCGCGAUCAUGUCCCCUGAGUUUAUAUCUGCUAGAGCAGUCAGCGACUGGAGUGAGUCCAGGUCAAUUUGUCUCCGCAUGAAGGCAAAGGGAUACUAUUGUUCGAUGGUGCAAGCACAUUUCAUCAACAUGGGCGGCUUGGCUACCACAACCUCUGAGGGUCUAGCUUUGCUUAGGUGGGAAAGUCUCCCAGAACUGAUGGAUCGUUAUGGUUGGAGCGAAGUAGUGGAGCAGCUACCAUCCGAUGUAGACAUUAAAGAUCGCAGCAAAACGGAUAGCUUCACAGCCACCCUCGCAAUUGUGCAGUCUUUGUGGCUAGUGCUAGAAUGUAUAGGAAGAACAGUUGGAGGUGCAAGUAUCUCCGAGUUGGAGUUGAGCACUUGCGCCUUUGUCUUGUGCUCUCUGGUAUCGUACGGCUUUUGGUGGAAUAAGCCAUAUGAUAUCGAGCAUCGCAGUGUUAUUACAUUUCCCGAGUCCACACAAUCCCAUGUUUUGAAAGUGGUUAGCAAACACAACCUAACGUCCGACUACAACAACGAUAGAGUGAGAUUUGAGGAUGAUCGCACUUACCCCGAUAUCUUUCGCCUGUACAGCUGGUACAUUAUGGCUAGCCUUGCUGUUUUAAUCGUAGCGAUACAUCUCGCUGCAUGGAAUUGGUUAUUUCCCAGUCAUGUCGAACUCUGGCUUUGGAGAUUGUCUUGUCUUGCCGUCCUUCCCUCCUGUGCGUUGCUCUUCAUUGCGGGGAUGGGUUGGACUUCAGACGGCCAUGAGGCUGUAUUUACUUUGGUUGCUAUUUCGGUAUACAUGAUGUCCCGUCUUAUCAUCGUCGUGCAGAUCUUCCUUUGCUUCAGGAAAAUGCCAGAGAGUGUUUAUACAGAGGUUCCUUGGUCGUAUUGGGAUAGAUAUCUUCCUCGAUUGUCUUGAGGCGGUCGGAGAUUGGGAAUCAGAGUCAUGCAGAUAGCGAUGCGUCUUUUGAAAACAGUGCCUUGUGCACG
Mollisia scopiformis is the source of this 1856-nucleotide messenger RNA. RefSeq lists its product as uncharacterized. The record is from RefSeq and is a predicted model, not a curated record. NCBI's taxonomy places the organism in Eukaryota, Fungi, Ascomycota, Leotiomycetes, Helotiales, Mollisiaceae. Bases 499 to 1785 code for a protein of 428 amino acids. The transcript has 4 exons.